AUGACAUUCGCCGCGUUUUGCGGCGCGUUUCUGAUUGGCUUCGGACCGGCCAUUGCCGUGAUCGCCGUUACCGUGUCGCGACAGGCGUUCCUCUCGCUCGUUACUCUCACCAGCACCUUCUAUUGGCUCAUCACCCUCCUCGCAAUCGCCUUCUUUUGGCGUCCCUUCAUCGCCCUCACAUCUCUCUCCGAUUUCUUCCUCCUCCUCCUCAUCCUUUCUGCUGUUGCUGCCCAAGAGGUCUCACGACAGCUGCUCUGUCAAAUACUCUUUCGCCUAGAGCGCGGUCUGAACACCAUAGCCACUGCAAGACGCCUGCCCCCGCUCUCCCCUCUCAACACCUUCCAUCUUUCUCUCUCUACCGGUCUGGGCCAUGGGAUCGCCCACUCACUCUUCCUCUUCCUCAGCGUCUCCUCACCCGCCAUCGGCCCAGCAACCUUCUACUCGUGGCGCUGCCCUCAACUGCCCCUUGUGCUGCUUGCAGCUAUAGCCUCUGCAGCGUUCCUCAUAAUACACUCCCUGGGAAUGGUGCUGGCUUAUGACGCACACAAGGCGCAGCUUAUAAAGGGGACAGAGCUCCCUCCAGGAAUACAGUCGAGAGGAGCAGCAGAGGCAGUGCAAGAGAGGCAGCCUCUAAGGGGUACAGAGACAGCAGCAGGGGGCACACCAGCAGCAGAUGAGGGGCAGUUAGGGCAGGUCGGGCAGGCUGGGCAGGUGUCAGAAUGGCGCUUCUCCUUUCCCUCCACCCCUCAAGAGAUGACGGCUCCUGCGAUUCAUGCAGCCGCAGCAGUGUGUAUGCUCAUUGGUCUCGUGCCGGGCGGUUGUGUGACGGCCCUAGUGAUGGCCUGGCUGGUGGCUGUAGCCUCGCUGGUUGUUGUGGCACUGCUGAUCUACAGAAAAGGCAGCAGCAGAGGGAUGUACCAUAGCUAA
Closterium sp. Naga37s-1 is the source of this 927-nucleotide messenger RNA. Lineage: Eukaryota; Viridiplantae; Streptophyta; Zygnematophyceae; Desmidiales; Closteriaceae. The record is from the annotation of a GenBank genome assembly.